This is a messenger RNA of Uncinocarpus reesii 1704, 1335 nucleotides long. RefSeq lists its product as uncharacterized. The transcript is spliced from 4 exons. Bases 1 to 1335 code for a protein of 444 amino acids. Lineage: Eukaryota; Fungi; Ascomycota; Eurotiomycetes; Onygenales; Onygenaceae. Gene Ontology annotation, molecular function: amine transmembrane transporter activity. The record is from RefSeq and is a predicted model, not a curated record. Gene Ontology annotation, biological process: amine transport; transmembrane transport.
AUGUCUGAAAGUCCGAAAGACAAACCAGCAAGCGAAAACAUGGCUGCUAAGGUAGAGGCCUCAAACCCUCCUGGACCGCCGUCGGACAUCGAGCGUGAUGGCAAACCAAUGGCCACACCUGCCUAUACUGCGUUUUCUCCGUCGAGAAGGACAUUCAUCCUGACUGUGGUUACCGUUGCAGGUUUCUUUGGGCCUUUGGCCGGAAACAUCUACUUACCUGCGCUCCCGGUACUCACUGACGAGUUCAAUGUCAGCACAACUGCCAUGAAUAGUACAGUCUCGGUUUUCAUGGUCGUCUUCGCGUUUGGGAUUGUUGAGCCAAAAAAACGCGCAAGAGCAAUGUCGUACUUCCUACUUGGUCCACAGUGUGGCCCAAUAUUGGGGCCAGUGUUGGGAGGAGCCUUUGCAGGGCAAGCAUCUUGGAGGUGGAUUUUCGGCUUCCUGGUGGUUCAUCGCAUUGAUGCAACGUUAGCGAUAUCCGCAUUCGUCCUUUGGCUCGUAAUCAUCGCCGCCCUACCUGAAACGCUCCGAGCUAGAGUAGGGAAUGGCAAGAUAUUCCACGAACGUGGUUGGAUAUUGUGGCCGCCAACUCCAUUCUCCCAACUUGCUCCUGAAUCCGAGCGCGGGCCGCCACCACCGAAGCCAACACUGAAAGGCUAUUGGCAGUUGUUCAAAUAUCCUCCGAUCGGAAUCGUCUGUUUCGAUACCGCUAUACUCUACUCAUCGUACUUCUGUAUUGCCAUUCAGCUCCCUACGGCACUGCAAGGCGUUUACCAUUGGUCCACAGCAAGCGUUGGUGCAGGCUAUCUGGUUGUUGGAAUCGCCAUGGUAAUAGGUUCCGUGACUGGAGGCCAUUUCUCGGAUUGGCGGCGAGCGCGUCUGGCGAAGACACUGGGGGAGAAGAAUAUUCCCCCUGAAACUAGACUGAUUGACCAAAUCUGGGGGGUCCUCCUUUUAGCUGCUGGCCUUUUGAUGUUCGGCUGGUUUGUUGAUAGAUCAAUCCACCCAGCAGCAACACUUGUGUCUACAUUUUUGACCGGGUUUGGGAUGUCCUGGACCUUUGUUGCCUCAAAUGCAUUCCUCACAGAGUGCGUCGCCCAGCAGGCUGCUGGAGCCUUUGCGCUGGGAAACAUGCUUCGAAGCCCAGGGGCUGCAAUUGCUGCAGCGAUAAUCGCACCACUUGUGACUCGGAUGGGUUGGGGAUGGUGCUUCACUGGGCUGUCCAUAUUGAAUUUGGUGGUGGUUGGUGCUGCGGUUAUUGUGCUGCGCGUAAAGUCGCCUUACUGGAGGAAAAAGAGAGAGGCUGGAAUGGCCUCGAAACGUACCAAGGCCUAG